Messenger RNA from Talaromyces stipitatus ATCC 10500, 1876 nucleotides. Its product is annotated as fatty acid elongase (Gns1), putative. The record is from RefSeq and is a predicted model, not a curated record. The transcript is spliced from 3 exons. Gene Ontology annotation, biological process: fatty acid elongation, polyunsaturated fatty acid; very long-chain fatty acid biosynthetic process; fatty acid elongation, monounsaturated fatty acid. NCBI's taxonomy places the organism in Eukaryota, Fungi, Ascomycota, Eurotiomycetes, Eurotiales, Trichocomaceae. Gene Ontology annotation, molecular function: fatty acid elongase activity. Gene Ontology annotation, cellular component: endoplasmic reticulum membrane. The coding region runs from base 259 to 1287 and encodes 342 amino acids.
AAUCAGGUUGCUGUUCUCUGGCUUUUGCCUCGAUUCUUUCCUUCUCUCCAUUUCGAUUUCGCUUCAUUCCUUCGAAUGACUCCCGUUGUCUGCCAUUAGUAUAUUUAAUUAUUUCGGUUCUUCUUUCUCCAUUUCUCGGCUUGCGACCUCAUCCCGUCAGCCUCAAACUUUCGGACAGCAAGGAAACACGUAUUCCUCGCUCGAUCGUGCAUCUGAAAAUUGAGACAAUAGUUUCAAGCAACCACAUAAUCCGCGACCAUGUCGUUCGACCUCAAGCACAUCCCUCUUCCAACCAUCGAUCGCCCAUUCGGCAUCGAAUUAUGGCCAAUCUUCAACAAGGCCUUCGAGGCCGUCCGCGGCUAUCCUGCAGAAGAUUUCCGCUUCGUCAAUGGAGAGACACCAAUGUCCACUUUUAGUGAGACCGCCAUUGCCCUGGUCACAUACUACGUUGUUAUCUUCGGUGGCCGUGAAGUUAUGAAGAAGCUCCCAGCGUUCAAACUCAACUUCCUUUUUAUGGUCCACAACUUUAUUCUCACUGCUGUGAGUGGAAUACUGCUUGUUCUCUUCCUUGAGCAGCUUAUUCCUACUCUUUACCAUCACGGUGUCUUUUAUGCCAUUUGCGAUCACAAUGGUGGAUGGACUCAGCCAUUGGUUGUUUUGUACUAUCUCAAUUACCUCAACAAGUACCUCGAAUUCAUUGACACUGUCUUCCUCGUCUUGAAGAAGAAGCCUUUGACUUUCCUCCACACCUAUCACCAUGGUGCUACCGCUCUAUUGUGCUGGACUCAGUUGAUCGGACUGACUUCGGUCUCUUGGGUUCCUAUCACUCUCAACUUGGCCGUGCAUGUUGUUAUGUACUGGUAUUACUUCCAGAGUGCUCGUGGUAUCCGUAUCUGGUGGAAGAAGUACAUCACCAUUUUCCAGAUCAUUCAGUUCGUUAUCGACCUCUUCUUCAUCUACUUUGCUUCCUACACUUACUUCUCCAGCACAUACUUCCCAUGGGCCCCUAACAUGGGGACCUGUGCUGGUGAGGAGUUUGCCGCAUUUGCCGGCAUGGGCAUUCUCACUUCCUACCUCGUCCUGUUCAUCUCCUUCUACUUGGUCACCUACAAGAAGGCAGCCAAGACUGGCCGCCCUCGCAGCAACACUGGUCGCCAGGCUCUUAUUGACAUGAAGGAUGCCGAAGUUCCUAGUCCUAUCGCUGCCGGUCGCAAGGCCCAGGCUUCUUCCAAUGGAGCAACAACAACUGGACGCCAGGGACCUGUUACUCGCUCUCGCAAGGCGUAAACGCUGAACAGGGGAUCAGAUUGUGCAUUUUAUCCGGAUUGAGCUCGAAAUAUAGGCAACUAUAUUCAUUGAUUGAGUUUAUACGGACAAGCAAUCAAGGAACUGCAAUAAGGAACUACAACAAGGUACAAUGCACAUUAUGUGCAUCAUGAACCUAGUGCGAAGUCCGUUACGCAACAAAUCUAUUUUCAUCUAUUCGACUGUAUUCUAUAUUACAGAUAUUACACGUUUAAUGAGCGACGGUUACGGCUGGGUUGAUUCUCGAUUGAGAUCAUCCACCAAAAAUUAUAAUACGGGAACAAAAUCAUUGGGUCGAUUCUAUGCAUCGAAGGGGAGCAUAUCGAAUGGAACGGCACCGGCGGAACUAUGUUCUAGAUCCUUUUUCUUCUCUUUACUCGCCAACUUCUUGCUUUUUGUAUUAUUGUAUAUGGUUUCUUAUUAUUUUUCGGGCAUUUUCUCGCGUCUGACUCAUUGAUUGUUGGCCGUAAUUUGAGGUAUGCUCUGUUACGCUUGAACGCUCAUGUUUCGAAAGACUUGUAUGUCGAUAAUCUGUAUUGUACGCACUAGAAAUGGAGAAUUGAACAAUGAC